AUGCCACCGCAUAUAGUGUUCGUCACAAUAACAAACGAGCUAUCACUCCCACUCAAGAUAUUCACCAAGCCCAAUUUCCAAACGCACACGCAUCAAGAAUCGCUCGCGAUAAACCAGAAAUCGCUAAUUACGCUAACUAAUCUCACAUCCGCGAAUCGACGACUCAACCGAGUUCAAAUCUCCAAUUUGACCCGGACGAUAUCGCCGCGCAUCAAGGAAAUCCUAUUUAAUGGCCCCUUACCUCAAAGUUCGCAACCUUUUGAGUUUCAGGUUGAACAGUACAGAGUCGUUGUGCCGAUUGAGGUUGUGUUCCAUGUGCGGUUCAAGUUGAAGUUGAUUGAGUAUGACGACGCUAGGAAAUAUUUGAGGGACUCUGGCGUCGAGAUGAUUUCUGCUGAUUGGAUUUUCGAGUUUCGAGAUACUCGAGAUGAUCAAGGUGAUGAUGAUGAAGAGGCUCUUGUUGAGGUUAAGCGGGAGGUAGGUGGUGGUGAGGAAGAGGAAGAAGAGGACGUGCUGUUUAGGUUGAAUGAGCAAGGUGAGGCUGUGCUUGCAUCCGGGGGUGGUAAAAGAGAUGAGAGUCUAGAAAAUGAGGAGUUGGAUCAGAAGAAAGCUGUUCGGAGCUAUAAAUUGAGUGGGUUGAAUGUGGUUGGCGAUUUUGCUAGUUGUAUUAGAGUAUACGUGAAUUAG
This is a messenger RNA of Lodderomyces beijingensis, 687 nucleotides long. Lineage: Eukaryota; Fungi; Ascomycota; Pichiomycetes; Serinales; Debaryomycetaceae. The record is from the annotation of a GenBank genome assembly.